Molecule: messenger RNA, 910 nt
Organism: Chenopodium quinoa (quinoa)
Lineage: Eukaryota; Viridiplantae; Streptophyta; Magnoliopsida; Caryophyllales; Amaranthaceae
Product: putative glycine-rich cell wall structural protein 1
Exons: 1
Coding region: 107-541 (144 amino acids)
Source: RefSeq, a predicted model, not a curated record
UCUUCACACCCUUCUCACCUUAGUCCAUAUCUUCACACAUCUAAAUAUCUAAUCACAUAACAACAAACAAAUCAUCAAAACCCAAAAAAAAAAAAAAAAAAACACCAUGAACAUCAUCAAACCAACAAAAGCAAGCCUCCUCCUUACUCUCCUCAUCAUCACAACCCUCACCUCCUUAACCCGGGCCACCCGGCCCGACCCGACUUCCAAGGGGGGCAAGGCCAAGGGUCACGGCAACGGGGGCGACUUCUUCGGGCCGGGUGGUGGGUUCGGAAUACCCGGAUUCAACGACCCGGGUAUGUUCGGGGGCGGAGGCGGGUACGGAUACGGAUAUGGAACCCCGAGCGGGGGCCACGGAAAGAGUGGGACCGUAAGGCCUAGUGUGGUGUGCAAGGAAAAGGGGCCUUGUUACAUGAAGAAACUAACGUGCCCUGCAAAGUGUUUUUACUCCUUUAGUAGGUCUGGCAAGGGUUAUGGAGGUGGUGGUGGAGGUGGUGGUUGCACUAUGGAUUGCAAGAAGAAAUGUAGUGCUUAUUGUUAAGCUUUAAUUUUCUGAGUGGGAAAAUUAAUUAAGUGGUUGAUUAUAUCUUUGAUGAUAUAACAACUACUACUAUAAAUAUAUAUAUGUGGACAAUAUAGUAUAUGGUAUGUGAUCUUAUUUAAGGCUUUUGUUAUAUGGUAUUACUAAUUAGUUCCUAUUAUGUUACUUUUAUAUGAGUAAAUAGUAGGACUUUUAUAAUUUAUAUGUAGUUAUAUACUUAUGAUGUUUUGUAUUAUUGUGGUUUUGUCAUUAGUAUUAGUGGUUUGUGAGGUUUUUUCUCUUGCUUUUUGUGUUUGCUUUGCUUUGAUGUUGUGGGAUGUAAUAUAUAUGGUACUGGUGGAAUAAAGAGAGGCUAUAUCCUCUUGCUUU